CUGGGUGGCAUUGCGACUUCUGCUCGUGUUCUUUUUUCCCCCUGGGGGUCCUGCUGUUAUUUGUUUGUGACCGAUCUAAACACACUCGUCUCCCAUUCAGGAAUCCAGGCAGCAAAAGCGCAGCAAAGAGGGCAGGUGGGGAGCAAAGCUUACCAAAAAAAUAAGCACCUACCGGUAGCUCUAGCAUGCAAGGCGGCAAGUGGGAAGCUUGCUGUUUCUACCAACUAGUCUACAAGUAUACUUCUUUGACACCAUGAAGUUACUGCCACCAGUGUGGACUGCUUUGACCGGCAUGGCCCUACUACGAGUAGUGGCCUCCGCUGAGUAUGCCGGGGAUAAUGACAACAACAACAUGGAGCGGAGCUACUUGAGCUCGCUCGUUGCCUUGGACCGGGUGACGGGCAAUGUUACUCAACGGGGUAAUUUGGACGUUGUGCACUAUCACGAUGACAAAGACGGUGUUCUACAAGAAGAAGAAGAGGUACCAAUCUGCCGCAUGGACUACAUGGUGGGAUUGUCGGCUGUAAUUCAGAAACGACGUGUUCCGAUCAAUAGUGUGGACCAAGUGGAGGGAGCUGCGGCGGUGGCGCUGGCAUGCGAGCAUUUGAACACGGGAGAUGGCUCUGUCGUCGCAGAAGUGGAGGGCCUGAAUAAGCGUUGCAAUAUCAAGUUCCAGUUCCAAGCUCUGGAUUCCUUUUUGUCUCCAAAACUGGCUGCGGAUCAGGUGAUUGACCUGACGUCGAGAAGUAAUAGUCGACAACCAUGCAUCUUUCUAGGGAACAUCCAAUCCAAAGUCACACUAUCGACGGCCAUGAUCACCGGCAUGCGAGGCUAUCCACAAAUUGGUUAUUCCACGGCCACGGAACUGGAGGACCGGACCAUGUUUCCCUUGGCUGCUAGAAUCCUUCCUUCCCUGGGUAUUAAUGCGGAAAUUCUCGUACGCUAUCUACGAGAACAACUCAACGUGAAACAUUUGGCGGUGCUACACACGGAUACCCGAGAGAGUCAGUCCUACUCGGUGGCAUUGCAACAAGCCGCGGCCACUCUGGCGCCGGACUUGGACCUGGUGUCACUGGAUAUUCCGGAUCAGUUGACAUCUCCAGAAAUACUCCAACGGGCCGUCACAAAACUCAAGGAAACCAAUUUCACAUACUUUUUUGGUGCCAUCCGGGGCGGCCAUUGGGCGGCGCUCUGGAACGAAACAUUGGCUCAAGGCAUUGCUGGAACAGGAAGACAUACUUGGAUUUAUCCUGCUGGUGACGAGUACUUCAAAAGUCUCGUCGUUCCCCGGGACUCUCCACAAGCCAAGGUCAUCCCUGGAACACUCUUGGUUCGCUUGACGGGGUAUUCCAAACAACCCGUCUUUGACCGACUGGUCGAUGCCACAAGACAAAUGGCAAACAGCAAGUCGGAUCGUGACUAUAUCCUCAGCAAGCUACCCGUCUAUCCCGAUGUUAUUGCUCAGAAUCGCUCCAACAUUUUUGCUCCCAUCAUUUACAAUCCCCAAUUUCUACAACGGGCACCCACGUCGACCAGCAUGCUUACGUGGGCCUAUGAUUCGGCCAUUGCGGCGGGACUCGCUGCCUGCAAUGCUACCACAAAAGACGACAACACUCUUCAAGGCAUGGACCAUUUCCAAGCCGUCACCCGAACCAAGUUUCAGGGAGCCACGGGCAACGUUAGCUUUGACCCCACAACGGGAACCCGUCAAAACUCGCGGUAUCGCAUCAUCAAUAUUCAACUGGAUCACAAUCGAUCCAAUGACACUCAUGUGGCAUUCCAAGAUGUCACAACUUCUAUUAUCGUCGACAAUGAAUUCAUUGACUUGGAACGACCCAUCUUUGGUGAUGGAACAUCCAACAUACCACUCGAUUUGCCACCCGUGUCUAUCGAACACAAUUACUUGUCCGUUGGACUCCAAGCUGUCGGAUGGACCAUGUCUGCUAUUGUUGUGGUGUUGGCAGUCUCUGCGAGUGGCUGGGUGCUGAUUCACGGCAAGGAACGUGUGAUUCUUGCAGCACAACCAAUCUUUCUACACGUCGUCUUUUCUGGAGUCGCGAUUCUGGGUCUCUCCAUUGUGCCUCUGAGCAUCGACGAAGGAACCGCACGGACAAUCGAAGGGUGUAACGGGGCUUGUCAGUCCUUUCCUUGGUUCCUUUCAGUCGGAUUUUCCCUCAUCUUCAGCGCUUUGUCCGCAAAGACUCAUCGUGUGAAUCGAAUCAUGCAGAAUGCCGGCUUUCGACGGGUGAUCGUUUCUUCUUGGGACGUCGCCAAGCCCAUGUUUGUGGUUCUUGCAGCAAAUGUUUUGGUUCUCUCGCUUUGGACAGCCCUUUCUCCAUUGCAAUGCGAAACGGAGGUGUUGGCCAUGGACCCAUUUGGUCGACCGAUCGAGACCACGGGAUUUUGCACUUCAGAUGAUUCCCUGGCCUAUUGGAUCACCCUGGGUGUGAUCAAUCUUGGUCCUUUGGUCUUUUCGUGUUACGAAGCCUACCAAGCACGAGACAUUUCUACGGAGUACUCUGAAACCGACUAUAUCUUCAAGGCACUGAUUGUCAUGUGCUUGGUUGGCUCCAUCGGGAUUCCCAUCCUCAUUAUUGCCCACGAUAAUCCAUCAGCCUACUUCUUUGUGCUGAGUUCGAUUACUUUUGUGGUGUGCAUGUCGCUGCUGAUCUUGAUUUUGGGCCCCAAAGUCGUUGCUUUUUAUGACUUGCAAAUGUGCAGUGGCGGUAAGACUUUACCCCUUCGGUUUUCAAGAUCUCGAAGGGGCUCCUGUGCGUUUGGCAGCAGCAGCGCGGCGAAACAAAGUAGCGUGCAGAGUUUCAGUGAUGGCAGUGCUGCCAAUGUGUCGGGCAUGCUGAUUUUGAAGCACCCCAAGACAGCCGAGUCAUUGGCACACAAAAACAUGUUACUCAGAGUGCAGAACGAGGAAUUGAAGAAAGAAUUGAAAAAGUCCUCGGCAGAAACUCCAGAGCUGCUCGAGGAAUCGGAAGAACCACUGGAAGUUAAUCAAGAGGUCCCAUUGCCAGAAGGAGCUCCAGUUGUUGAAGAAGACGGGCUGCUGGAGGCCUAUAAAAGGCUGCAAGAAGCAAACAAAGGGCUUCAAAAAGAAAACAGAGGGCUACAAGAAGAAAACAAGGGACUUUUAGAAGAGAAUGAGGAAUUGAAGAAAUUUAUCCCGACCCAUCACACCGAAGACGACGACACUGCCUCAGCGUGAAGAUGCUACGAACGUUUACCGGUACCAACACACCGAAACAUCGUGGAGCUAUCAAAACCUUUCCAAAGAAGAACAAAUCAGCAGCACCGAGCUGCACCGGAGAGGGUUCAUCGUGGUCUAUCUAGUUUUCAGGGACUGAUUUGCUGGUGCAAUGGGAACCGAAGCAGCUGGCGUUGGCACAAUUGCGGCUCUAGCAGCAUGGGCUGCUUCUGUCGUGCAAGGAGCAGUAGUGCUCAUACUAAAGAUUCAAAGCAGUGCCUGCGAACCAAAACUAGCUAGGCUAGCUAGACUGCCUCUGGAGGCCCAUAGUUUUGCUUGAUCAAAUGCCUCCUUUACGGUAGAUGCUCUGCAGAGUCUGCUAUGAUGAAACCUCUUCCUACAAGAAUAACCGUGCUGAAUGUCUCGGCGAGUGCGGCUUUUGUUCGUCGGGAGUGCACCAUGGUGUCGAACCACGGUGGCACAAACAUUCCAACUAAACCAGGUACCAGUAGCCAGCUAAUCAAAAGGCUGAAAAGCAGCUAAAAGUAGACUACUACCACUGCCGGAACGAUCGAAGAUCACCCCAACCUGGGAAGCAGAGUGACACACCAUACCCGACCUCAUGGAUGCAUUGCUUCGCGGGAAGAAAACAACCAUAAUGUUUUCGUACCUGCUCUUUUUAAUAAAACAUGAGCUCACCAUAUCCAAACAACGGGCUUUGACGGCCAGAACAUUUCACGGGGGCUCUGGUGGUUGUUGAAAGUCGGUCGGAGCUAAUAGCGGCGCAAAUGCAUCCGACACAGGACGGCCACCACCACGACGAAACCCCGGUCCGCAUAUUCUGUCGUCCAUUGGAUCUUCCCAUUGUGCAACCUGACGCCAAAGGUCACUAAUGACCAGGAAACUGCCCUUGUCAUGUUCCCUCAAUUGGCCCCUUGUAAAGGGAUAGAAUUUGUUGCAUGGAGGACAACGGUGCUGUCCCUUUCGUCUUCGACGAUCCUUGGAGAUGAAGCAUUCUCGUAAGCGUCGCAGGAAGCGUUCCCACCAGCUCAUUUUUUCAUUCGUUUCUGCGGCAGAAGCAGCGACGACAAGCUGUCGCCUUGGAAUACCCUUAUCGUCCUCCAUGUCCUGCUGCACUUGUCGUUUCUGUACUCGUUCCAAGACGACGGGAUGCCGAAAGGGAGGGCUGCAAGCGUCCAUUCCGGCAUGACCGCCAACCUUGUCGAGAUGGUGAUAGGUAUCUGACAAGUAUGCGACGGACAUUUCGGACCAAAACUCCUUGUAGUCUACCAUGGCGUAGGCAAUAUCCGUGUCACAGUCAGUUCCCGCCCAAUCUCGCCGCAGAGCCUUGUCAUACAGUCCGGACUCUCGAGCCUUGCAGUAGGCUUGCCAGAGUUGUGUGUUCCCCAGACCAUUGGGCAAUGCAAAUUGGUGUAUCAAAUGACAGAAUUCGUGGCAAAUGAGACCAGCACCAUUCCAAUGCAGUCUCAUUUGUAAGUAUUCCCAGCAGUCGUAUAUUUCAAUGCUGUGCAUUUUAUCGGGUCGGUCUCUGGCCCUGCAGCAGUACGGUAUGGGAUUGAGAAGGACAAGUGAGAAACAGUGGCUUUUUCUACCAUUCAAUUCAGAUUCCUCGUGCUAGCUAGCUAGUUUUAGGUUAUGAAACGACAACCAAUGAAAUCCGAAAGUUUUCCCAAGGAACGUACCAAUUCAACCACCAGACAGCAUGAUGUGCCGUGGUGUGUUUCAAAAGACGUGGAUUGUCUCUCUGACCAUAGCUGUAGGUGAGGUUGAUCCAUAUUCUGGUCCGCUUGAUGAAUGCAUGGACCGACGAGGGGAAGAGCUCCAGGCAUUGCUUGAUAUCUUCGUUCAGCGCUUUCAAUACGGAACGACAGAGAAUGAGUACAUUUGUCCGACACAUGGCCACGACUCCACAUCGAAGCUUGAUGGGAACAUAAUUGAUCCGCGAGUUGUCGAUCAUCUGAGCAUGAUUGUAGUCUGGAGCGCUCGACAUGACCUUGAUGUCCACAGGCAUGAACGAGACCGUGUCACUCACUACAGUGCUGUCGCCGUCAAUAUGCUCGCUGACAACAUAAUCUUUGUCAUCUUCGACAGGAGUUUUGUCGGAAGAAGAAGGAAUGGGUGGAAUCUUCGCUCCAGCAUCGCUGACCAUUGUUCUCGAAUGAUAGGGUUUGAUCCUACCGUAUCCAAUCAAAGCCAGUACCUGUCUCAGCUACACCACCAAAUGCAAUCAACAGAGAGUGUCAAAGAAGAGAGUUGUGUUGGUCUCUCCAUGUACUCUCGAUCAGACUCCCUCCUCUUGUUGUUUCCGUCCUGCUGCCGUCGUCGCGAUGUGGCAUAUGUUGCAUGUGGCGACUGUGAUCACUCAACCUCCUUGCUCUCGAUCGAUGAUUCGAAUCGAAUCCAAUCAUUCGAAUUGAUCGAAUUGUGAAGUCACUCAAGAUCUCUUUGAGACUGUCGGUGGAUCGACAGCAACUAAAGGCUCUACGAUUGUAUUCUCACCCUCAGCUUGAGCUUGGUGGGCUUCGUGAUAUCGCCUCGCAUCAGUGCAUGCUCAUGGUCUAGAAGGGGAAAAACUAACUUGUUUCUUAUAAGAUUCAGUGGUACGGUACAUGUAACAGUGGGCAUUUCAAGGUGAAUUAUCAUCGUCGUCAUCAUCAAGCAGACCUUCCGAAGCCAAGAAGAGGUCACGACGCAAUGGUACAAGUGUGGGACUACCACCACCUGGAGGCGCUGGUGGAAGGGUUAAUGGUAGAAGUGUGGGACUACCACCACCUGGAG
This is a messenger RNA of Seminavis robusta, 5995 nucleotides long. Lineage: Eukaryota; Bacillariophyta; Bacillariophyceae; Naviculales; Naviculaceae. The record is from the annotation of a GenBank genome assembly.